This is a messenger RNA of Drosophila sulfurigaster albostrigata, 866 nucleotides long. RefSeq names its product mannan-binding lectin serine protease 1-like. The coding region runs from base 21 to 812 and encodes 263 amino acids. The transcript has 4 exons. Gene Ontology annotation, biological process: proteolysis. NCBI's taxonomy places the organism in Eukaryota, Metazoa, Arthropoda, Insecta, Diptera, Drosophilidae. Gene Ontology annotation, molecular function: serine-type endopeptidase activity. The record is from RefSeq and is a predicted model, not a curated record.
UUCUUGUACUAACAUUGAAGAUGGUGAAACAAUGGAGUUGGUUGCUAAUUUUCUUGACCUCUCUAAUCCUAUUUUGGAACAUCCCUGCUGAGCACUUAGCAUUGAAGUGGGCGAUUCCCAAACAAUUUCCAUAUCAAGUAUUUUAUUCGAUAGCCAAUUAUUCGCAAACCGAUCAACAAUGGAGUCCUCAGUGUAGCGGCACAAUCUUCGCAAAAAAUGGAAUUGGGACAGCAGCUUCUUGUCUGGACACCAAGUUCGACUUGAUACGCAUUUACUUUGGCGCCGUCAAUAUUUCAAAUCCAUGCGAAAUAGGACAAACUCAAGUUACCCUAAAUCGAAGCGAAAUUGGUUUUGUGCGGUAUGCAGAUUAUAAUCCUGUUACCUUAGAGAACAAUAUAGGGAUCAUUGUACUACCCUAUGAUCUGGAAUUCAAUGAGUAUGUUCAAGCAGCUUUACUACCACGCAAAUCCGAUAUUAGUUCCUACGCUGGCCAAAAUAUGAUCAUAUCUGGAUGGCAUAAAAGUUAUAAGAACUCGGCGGACAUUGUUUUAGGAUUUGUGGAAACGAAGGUAACAAAAUUCGGUAAAGAUUUGUCUAUUUUGCGUUAUAAAAAAGAACUCGCGGACGUGGCAAAUGUUGGAAGUCCCAUCGUUAUACACAAUGCAAAUGAAUCGCAAAAUAUUGUCGUGGGAAUGUUCGCUGCAUCCAAAGCACAUCUAAAACAUAUGAAACGUGGUUUCUUUGUCAAUUUAUAUCAAUAUAUUAAAUGGAUUUUAGAUUUGAUCAAAGGAAAAAUCAAUGCGAUCGGAUAGAUUAUGGAAACUGGGUUAAAUUUCAAGUACUUGAAGAACACAACGCUAUAAAUU